Messenger RNA from Cylindrotheca closterium, 435 nucleotides. The record is from the annotation of a GenBank genome assembly. NCBI's taxonomy places the organism in Eukaryota, Bacillariophyta, Bacillariophyceae, Bacillariales, Bacillariaceae.
AUGACACGCAAAUCCAGUGGUCUGGGAGCUAUGAUGCUUGCAAAACUCACUGGCCUUGAUUUUGACAGCCCCGAGUCCUUGGCAAUGCAUUACAAGGUCUUGCGGACGGGGGUUGAUGACAAGGGCGUUCCAAAACACUUCCUUGGAUUUGAUACUGACCUUGAACUACUGGGCAAGAAAAUAAAACAAUAUCGGAAGCUUUCAAAUGACCAACAAGCUGCUGAAGGCCAGCGAUGGAAUGAGAUGCCAGAUUGGGAGAAGGAUACCUUCAUUUCUCGAAUCGAAGAGCUCAAGCGGAAGUUCAAUCCCCAGAAAAUGUCGCAGUACGAUCAACCAACUGCAAGAAACAUUUCACCAAUACCAACGGAGCAUCUGGCAGUCACUGGUCCUGCUAUAACUCUUGACACGACAAUCUCCCGUUCAACAAUAUAUUGA